Messenger RNA from Talaromyces marneffei, 825 nucleotides. RefSeq lists its product as uncharacterized. The record is from RefSeq and is a predicted model, not a curated record. The transcript has 2 exons. Bases 1 to 825 code for a protein of 274 amino acids. NCBI's taxonomy places the organism in Eukaryota, Fungi, Ascomycota, Eurotiomycetes, Eurotiales, Trichocomaceae.
AUGAAAUAUCAAAGAGUUGCCUGUAAAUGCAAGAACACCCCCAUCUACGAAUAUCAAGAUGCGCCCCAUUACUCUGCAGCAAUCAUUCACGAAGUGAACCUUCUUGAAACUCAUCGAGACAGGAGUCAAUACGUUAUCUUCACCAACGUCGAUCAGGAACAAUUCUCGCGCGGCUUCAAAGGCAAUACCGAUACCAUUCCAUUUGGGUCAUACUAUCCUCGACUGCAAAUCCUCCUGACGAAAAUAGAAACGAAGACCCACGCCAAUGCCAGCAGAGAUUUUGAGGCGGCUCUCAUAAAAAAGCUAGCUGCAAUGAAGGAUCUGGAUAAACAGCUCGUCAAAGUGGGAGGAGCCCACAUCGAGACAGUUGAUCGUACGAAGAGGGCGGAUAACGCAUACCAACCACAACGUCUUCCAAAAUAUCGUGACCAACUAUGGCCAACCGUCGUGGUUGAGGUCGGAUACUCGGAAUCACUGCGAAAGCUAGCGAAUGACGCUCGGUGGUGGCUUACAGCGUCCAACGGGGAUGUCAAGACCGCAAUUACUAUUUCGAUCAACCAGAAAUACCGAGAGAUCACAUUUGAAAAAUGGGGGUUGAAUACUGAAGAGGAACCAGUGGUGCUAUACAGGGUUCAGAUGCAACAAGAUGCAGUCUGCCAACACGUCAAAGUCUCCAAUAAAAGCCCCCUGGUAAUCGGUUUCGAAGAGCUUUUCCUCCGACCUUCACAAGAGGCCUGCGAGGGCGAUAUCGUCUUUAGUCAGGACGAACUUAAAAAACUCGCAUCCAUGACGUGGGAUGUUCACUUCAAGGCCAACGAUCAAUAA